Molecule: messenger RNA, 1822 nt
Organism: Pocillopora verrucosa
Lineage: Eukaryota; Metazoa; Cnidaria; Anthozoa; Scleractinia; Pocilloporidae
Biological process (GO): protein localization to nucleus; negative regulation of protein catabolic process
Molecular function (GO): DNA binding
Source: RefSeq, a predicted model, not a curated record
GCGGUUGCCCUCGACUGAGUGUGAUGGCGUUGGAAUGCGAAAAUAGCGCGUCUAGUUAAUGGAAGCUUGGCGUUAUACGGCGUUAAACGCGCACUUUUCCAAUCUUCAACAGAAGCUGUUGUCGACAAUGCAACCUGCCAAGGAUAAAAACUCAGGUACUAUGGAACCAAUGGAGGCUGACCUCUACAACAACAAUGUAACCAAUUCAAAUUCUGUUCGUAAAAGAAAAGCAACAGAUGGACAGCAAAGUGAUGUUUUAGUGGAGAAAGGUGCAAAAUUUGACAGGCCCUGUGUAUGGGCAAAUGGCUCUUGUCUGAAAUUAGAUGUGUACACCCAGACAGAUUCUUCAUUUGUGUCAGACAACUACUCAAAAUCUCUGGUAAGAGACGAGUCUUUUGUCAGUGAAAUGGUCCAAGCCAACAGUAAAAGGCUGGAAAAUAUUGAAAAGUUCCUGGAGGCCUUAGACUGUAAAAUUGAAAGUUUUCUGUCUGGCGAAUCAACACGAGAAACACCAAGAAAGAAGGGUCAUGUUCAAGACUCGUUUAGAAAGACGGAGAUGAAAGUACGAGAGCCUCCAAUACCUGAGGGAGACAGUGAUAUGUCUGUGCUCACAGACAGGAGCAGUUCACUUACCACUGCAGUAGGGAACCCCAGGGACACCUUUAUGUCAAGUCCCGCGGACAGCACCAAGUCACCCAGCAUGUGCUUGUCUCCUGGUGUGAGCUCAAAUCAUGCAAGCUCCCCGGUCACAACUCACUCAUUCGUUGCAUGGAAUCAAGGUUACCAUCAAGGCUUCGAUACCAUGGCAAAGCAAAUCCCACAGGAAGGGCGGACACCAAUCGUAAGGCAAGGGGCUGAAUCAGUGGCAAGGCCUGUCAUCAUGGCGACAAAACCGGUACCAGUCUCCAGGGAGACAGAAGCAGAUCAUUCAUUAGGUGACGAGGAAGGGCUGGUGCCAGUCAUAGUGUCACUUGGAGAUAAUCCACCCUCUCAUAGAGACAAAAAAUGUGUGUCAACGGAAGUGCCUCUAAAAGAUAUCAUUAACGGUGCUCCGUGCGCUAUGGAAGGUCUGGAAAACAUAUCGUAUUCUCGCGGCUGUUGGCUUGGAGACAGGAGCAACCCUCAGUCUCGUGUGUGGUACUGUGGCAAUCCCAAGAUUCUAGGACGCGCCGAGGCUUCAGGAUCAAAUCCCGCCAAACUGUCUCUCAAUUUGCUGGAGGCGUUUUUUGUUCGGGACGAGAUGGCUGCGUCAAAUAUCAACGGAGCACGUGGCAGAGAGUUGCUAGAUCCAAUAAAAAUAAAGGGAAUUCAAGCUCACGUAAACUACAAGUUUCCAAUUAGCGCCGAGAAAGAAGAGCUGCGAUGGCAGUUUCUGAAGCCAAGGAUUGAUAGCAAAUGCCGUGCACAGCGCCGUUUACAGCGAGAAGAACAAUUGAAACGUAUGAAUAUGCCCCGUGUGGUUACCGCCGAGCGGACUGCCCGUUCCCGUGUACCCCGGCUUGAUCCCAAGGAAAAAGACCAGUUGCUGUACGGCUACAACAGAAACAUACCGAAUCUCGGGCUCGGUACACCUCGGGCGCAAGUUGCCGCUUUGGAUGAUCAAGGGACUGGAGUGGAUGUUGGUAAUAGCCAAUUGAGUGGUGAGAAUGGUUUCAGCCAGUUACAAGCCAAUGAAGCAAUCGUGGAAAUUUCUGGAAUCCCUGUGACAGUUAAUGAAUUGAACCGAUAAGUGGAGUACAGUCUCAGCUGAAAUUUCUGGGUUUCUCACAUCUGUAGUGAAGUGAACGGACCAAAGGGGGUUUUGUUUUAACCCUAACCCUAA